Colossoma macropomum (tambaqui) is the source of this 1201-nucleotide messenger RNA. It is a transcript of the gene prph2b, whose product is annotated as peripherin 2b (retinal degeneration, slow). The transcript is spliced from 3 exons. Lineage: Eukaryota; Metazoa; Chordata; Actinopteri; Characiformes; Serrasalmidae. Gene Ontology annotation, cellular component: membrane. The record is from RefSeq and is a predicted model, not a curated record. Gene Ontology annotation, biological process: visual perception. Bases 173 to 1201 code for a protein of 342 amino acids.
AAGCCUUGGCAAAGCACAUUCUGAAGCUCCCUUCUGGAAUGGAUUACCAAAUUAAGCUUUCGGACUAAAUAUUUGCACUUGCCAAAUCUUUUUGAAAACAAUUCUAAUAACAGGGCCAUCAAAACAGUGAUCUGUGGACUGAAUAUUUGGCACACAUCUGAAAGAAGAAAACAUGGCUUUGUUGCUUGUAAAAUUUGACUUGGCCAAGCGAGUCAAGCUUGCCCAGGGACUGUGGCUCCUGUACUGGCUCUCGGUCAUGGGUGGGAUCCUUAUCUUUAGCAUGGGGCUUUUCUUCAAAAUCGAGCUCCGCAAGAGGAGUGAAAUGAUGGACAACAAUGAGAGCCAUUUUGUGCCCAACCUGCUCAUUCUGGUUGGCCUAGCUGCUUGUGGCAUCAAUGCCUUUGGUGGCAAGGUGUGCCAUGACUCACUUGACACAGCCAAGUUCGCAAGGUGGAAGCCCAUGGUGAAGAACUACCUGGGUGGAUGCUUCGCCUUCUGCAUUAUCCUCUUCAUCACGGCUCUGUUAUGCUUCCUGGUUCAGGUUUCUCUACAUUUCGCACUGGCUGAGGGUCUGAAAAAUGGAAUGAAGUACUACAAGGACACGGACACACCAGGACGAUGCUUCAUGAAGAGGACCCUCGACAUGACCCAGAUCGAGUUCCGCUGCUGUGGCAACAAUAACUUCAGAGACUGGUUUGAGAUCCAGUGGAUUAGCAACCGCUACCUUGAUUUCAGCAAUGAUGAAGUGAAAGAUCGUGUCACAAGUAAUGUGGAAGGAAAAUUUCUGAUGGACAGCGUCCCCUUCAGCUGCUGCAACCCUGGUUCCCCACGACCCUGCAUUCAGCACCACCUGACCAAUAACUCUGCUCAUUAUGACUACGAUCACCACACAGAGGAACUAAAUAUCUGGACAAGAGGCUGUCGCGAGGCCCUGGUGUCCUACUAUGGGGGGACGAUGAACAGCAUUGGAGCUCUUGUGCUGCUAGUCAUGGUCUUAGAGGCUGCGGAUAUGGUGGGGCUGAAGUACCUGACAACCUCUUUGGAGACCCUGACAAACCCAGAGAAUCCAGAGAGUGAGAGUGAAGGUUGGCUGCUAGAAAAGAGCGUGAAGGAGACCAUGUCUGGUAUCAUGGAGAAGAUCAAGACUUUCGGAAAAGGCAACCAGGUGGAGGGGGAGGGGGGAGAGGCCGCUGCCAGCUGA